CUGGCGGGCUCGCUCCCGCCUCGCGUUCCAAGUUUCGGCAGCUGCUCCGUCUCUCCCGGGUCGCGGUGCUGCCGCUGCUGCGGAUCCCGGCCGCUGGCGGCCACCCCGGCCCGGUUCGGCCCGGUUCCCCUCGGCCGGUACCCGCCAGAUGCCCGAGGAGGAUGAAGGGGUACCCGGACCAGCAGGUGCCGUUCACUUUCCCGCAGCAGCCCCCGGGCCCGGCGCUGCCCGCGGGCCGAGCCGUGCUGGGCGCUGGCAGGACUACCGGAGAGCCGCCCGUGCCGCCGGAGCAGGACUCGGAAGAGCUCUUCCAGGACCUGCGGCAGCUCCAGGAGACCUGGCUGACUGAAGCUCAGGUUCCAGACAAUGAUGAGCAAUUUGUGCCUGACUUCCAUUCAGAAAACUUGGCUUUUCACAGUCCUCCUGCUAAGAUCAAAAAGGAGCCCCAGAGCCCCUCGGAGCUGUCCUGCAGCCACGAGCAGCCCCUCCAGCACAAGAGCGAGCAGUGCCUUUAUGCCAGUGCCUAUGACCAGCCCAGAGAGUCCCCCAGCCCCGGAGUCCUGAUCCAGCCCCCACUGCAGCAGUUCCCCAGACAGGACAGGAGCUUCCUGAGCCCUGCAGGGCCACCCCACCCCACAUCCAGCUGUGGGUUCCUCAGUGAGAGCAGCUCUGCCUAUCAGCCACCUCUGGAGAUGUGCCAUUCCUUCCCAGCCUCCCAGGAAGACCCUGCUGCCUACCAGUGCCAGCUGCCCAAGCCCUGCCUCCAGUACCCUCAGCAGGGCUUCAAGCAGGAGCAGCACGAGCCCCAGCACGAGCCAGCAGCCCGGGCAGGCAGCAGGCAGCAGUACCCAGCAGCUGUGCUGGUCAAGCAGGAGCAGCUGGAUUACCUGUAUGACCCAGAUGUUCCUGACUGUCCUUCCAUGUACAUAAAUGCUGAGAGUUACCCAAGCCUUUCAAACACAGAAGAUCCAUUAGGCUGCAGCUAUGACAAGCAGAUGAGGUCCUUUACUGAUGAUGUCUGUGUUGUUCCAGAGAAAUUUGAAGCAGGAGACAUCAAGCAGGAAGGUGGAGGGUACCGGGAAGGACCCCCCUACCAGAGACGGGGCUCGCUCCAGCUCUGGCAGUUCCUCGUGGCUCUCUUGGACAAUCCCACCAAUUCCCACUUCAUUGCCUGGACUGGGAGAGGAAUGGAGUUCAAGCUCAUUGAGCCAGAGGAGGUGGCCAGGCUGUGGGGGAUCCAGAAGAACCGUCCAGCCAUGAACUACGACAAGCUGAGCCGGUCUCUGCGCUACUAUUAUGAGAAAGGCAUCAUGCAGAAGGUGGCUGGGGAGCGCUACGUGUACAAGUUUGUGUGUGAGCCUGAGGCUCUGUUCUCCAUGGCCUUCCCCGAGCAGGCGCGGCCGGCGCUGAAGGCGGAGCUGGAGCUCAGCGAGGAGGACACGCUGCCCCUGUCCCACCUGGGUGACAACUGCUCCUACCUGCCAGACCUUGGCAGCUUCCCUGCACAGCUCUACAGCAAAGGCUACACCUACUAGCACUGCUGGGAGUGCAGAGAUGGAUGGUUGGUGCUCAGCGUUCGUUCAGGGCAGCACCGAGCUCUGCAGCCCUGCUUUGGUCAGGACAAGUGUUCAGGUGCACGAGUGGAAAAUCACCUGGCAGCAGACAGGGCUCUGGUGUGCUUGUGAUAAAGUUUCUCAGCUGUGCAGAGAUCUCAGGUGAUUGGUGCCUCCAGAUGUAUCAAACCUGUCACAAUCCCCUCAUUGCACAGGGAGGGGAUGCUGUCCCACCAGGGCUUUUUUCAUUCAGAAAAAUGAGGAAAAUGAUGAGAAUGCUACAAUGCUGCUGCUGACUCUGCUCCUCCUGUACAUGUCCUGAACCUCUGCAUGACCUGCUUUCAGCUCUGACCAGAGAAACUCACUCUGAAAGGCCACUUAAGCCUUCUUCCCAGGAUGGCUGCAGGACAAUGGUCACAGAGCUUGUGCCUUCUUUGAGGAAUACUCGUUGUCUUGUACAUGCAUGCUCCUGCCUUAUCACCUCCUUGCUCAUGCCAGGAGUUUCUGGUAUUCUGAGCAGAGUAGGUGGAGGCCUUGGCCAGGAUUAGAGCAGUCCUGCAGUCCAUGGCCCAAAAGCAUUUAGGGGAACCACAGGGGAGCUUGAUUGCAAUGGUUUGGGGCACAGCUCAAAGCCAAUGCCUCGUUCAGGCAGAGGGAUUGUGGGAAGCAGCAAGGCCUGGGACACAGCUCAGUGUAGUGGUGUGGCUUUUCCAAACUGGAAAACUUCUUCAACAAACAUUCUCAGGAUAUCUGAAGAGCUGCCAGGCUCUGGAGUGUGCCCAUCCUGGGCUUGGCUAGAGAAUUGUCUGAGGCAAGAGAAGAAGCUGGUGGAGAUGUGAUUACAAAAUGCUAUACAAAGUAACCUAAACCAUACAUAGAUCUUAAUAUAGGAAUUCAGACUUAAACUCCACAGAUAUUUGCAUGUUUGAGGGGAAUUCAGAUGUGUUGAAAAGGCAGCUCUCUCUGCAGUCUAAUGCAGCACAUGCAGCUUAACUGAACUGGCAGGUUUUCCACAACAGUAAAUGUUCAUAACGGGUACCACAUCCUGAUUAAGAGGUGUUUAAUUUUUUAAUUAGUUGCUCCACCACGUUCCCAGUUAGAAAGGGAGCAGUACAGUGUACCCAUUCAGCAAAAGUCUGUUUCCACUGCUUCAGAUUGAUGUUUCAGCUGCUGAAUACAGAGCAUUGCCAAUCCUGCCAGCAUGGUAGCCUGUAGAAAAAAUUCUGUAUAUUGACUGAAAGCCUGAUUUCCCUGGAUGACUGUCCCCUGCAUGGCUAAUGCCAACCCUCCCAGCCUCAUCCCUGAGUGCAAGAGCCAUGGAAGGCAGCAUUCCCUGCCUGAGGAGAGGCCAGACACUCAGAGCAGCCUGCUCUGCUGAUGCCUUUGCAGGCCCUGUGCAGACUUGGUGCUCUGACAGUUCCUGACCCUCCUGCCUUGCCCUGCACCUCCCUGGCCAGCACAGUUCCCGUGCUGUCCCAGAAAUGAGGGUGAAGGGGAACCCUUCCUUUGGUAUUAGCUGCCUUUACUAUUUAUGAGUGUAAAAAUACUAUCAUUAAUAAAUUGGUCUGUCUUUGGCCAGUGCAA
This is a messenger RNA of Pyrgilauda ruficollis (rufous-necked snowfinch), 3137 nucleotides long. It is a transcript of the gene ETV4, whose product is annotated as ETS variant transcription factor 4. Lineage: Eukaryota; Metazoa; Chordata; Aves; Passeriformes; Passeridae. Gene Ontology annotation, cellular component: nucleus. Gene Ontology annotation, biological process: regulation of transcription by RNA polymerase II; cell differentiation. The coding region runs from base 162 to 1535 and encodes 457 amino acids. The record is from RefSeq and is a predicted model, not a curated record. Gene Ontology annotation, molecular function: sequence-specific DNA binding; DNA-binding transcription factor activity, RNA polymerase II-specific. The transcript is spliced from 12 exons.